This is a messenger RNA of Punica granatum (pomegranate), 752 nucleotides long. Lineage: Eukaryota; Viridiplantae; Streptophyta; Magnoliopsida; Myrtales; Lythraceae. The record is from RefSeq and is a predicted model, not a curated record.
AUAGAGACAGGCGGUUUUGCUUGGUGGACAGUAGUUAGCGAGAGAAGAAGAAGAAGAAGAAGAGGAAGAAGAGAGAGAUAGAGAGACAUCUCUCCCGACACACCAUUUUAGAGAGAGAGAGAGAGAGAGAGAGAGAGAGAGAGGAUCGAGAUGAGAGAGAUCGUCAGAAGUCUCAGAUCGCCCCGUCGUCGUCUUCUUCUCCUGGCCUUGGCUUCAAUCUCCGUCCAAGCAAUCGCAGGUGAUGACCCAUCGAAUUCUAAAAAUGAUGCGAAGAAAGAGGCUCAUGGCGCAUCAAGUAGUAGCAGCGGAUCCAUGGUGGUGGGAGUGCUGCUUGUAAUAGUGGUCGUCAUAUUGGUUUCUUAUUUCCUAUACAAGCUUUGGCAAAAGAAGAAGAGAGAAGAGCAAUACGCUCGCCUUCUUAAGUUGUUUGAAGAGGAUGAUGAGCUCGAGGUCGAACUAGGCCUAAGAGACUGAGUUUGUUUCAAGUAUGCAGUUCGUAGACCUAGUUGGAUCUCAACGGGCGUAGAUAUUUGUUUGCAGUUUCAAAUUGUACUCUUGUGUAUUCAUGUGCACAAAGGUUAGAAAUACAAGGAAUUUUUUCCUUUUGGCCUGUAUGAUUAUGAUGGAAUCAUUCAGUUUUGUAUGAGAUACUUUGAAGGGUAACCCCAAUUUGUAUAACUGAGUAUAUGUCAUCAAUUGGUGAUUGACCUCCACCUCUCAUGAUGGAAAUCCUUAUUCAUCGCUUUACAGUA